UGCCAUACCAUGUCCCCAAGUUGUGUUUUUUUCAACCCCCAUCGGUUCUUCUAUCUUUUUGAAUCUUUUUUUUUUUUUUUUCUUUUUUAAUUUCUUUCUUUCAACACCCUGCUUGCAUCUUGUCUUCCAUUCACCACACCUCGACCAUCAUCACUACGACCACCGCCACAACGACGACAAUCAGACAAUCUAUGAGGAAUACAUACCCAGCAGUGAACACGACAUUGCUACCUAGGGCCUGCCGCCAUAAUGGUCCAGCCGGGCGUCGAGGGCCUGGGUACGCCGCGCACCGCCGUCGGUGACGCGACUUUUCUCGACCGCCAACCCGACUUCGACUUGUCCCAAGAGCUCUCCUUCCACUCGCCCUCCAAAGAUGCAAACAUUGCCCAGCAACUCCGGAAUGGCAACCGACCGAGCCUGUCGACACCACGGGGUACCCGCGCUCCCUUCACGAACCGGCGCAAUGUCCAAGCCAACGGCAACACCAACGUGGGCGGUCCAGAAUUCACACCCCUCCUCAAAUCAGCCACGAGAAACAGUGCAAGGCGCCUGCCCGGCAAGGAGAACGGCCGGACGACACCGAAUUUUCUGGAGAGGAUCGACGAGGAUAUCACGCCGUUGCCCAAGCUCAACACCUCGGUUUACAGCUCCCAUACACCUUUACCCAACGAUGCGACCGUUUCCAGUACAGAAGUGACGACACCCAUCACCAUAAGGCGGCGAGGUGGCACCAAGGGUCCUCUCGACGACGGCAACCAACUGUCACUGCGUGAGCAAGAGAACGUGGUCAACAAGAUUGAAAAGGAAAACUUUGGGUUGAAGCUCAAGAUUCACUUCCUAGAAGAGGCGCUUCGGAAGGCAGGACCUGGCUUCAGCGAGGCUGCGCUCAAGGAGAAUACGGAGCUCAAGGUUGACAAGGUUACCAUGCAGCGAGAACUGCAGCGUUACAAAAAGACCCUUAGCACGGCGGAGAAGGACCUCGAAAAGUAUCGAGCCCAGAUGAUGGAAAUGCAAGAGAAGGCGGCCAAGAAAUUUUCAGAUGGGAACCAGCGUGCCGAACUGGACCGCUUGCGCCAGUUGGUGGAGGAGAAGGAAGCCGAGAUACGGCGCCUUCAGCAACUGCUCGAGCAGGGCCAGGGCGAGAACGAAAAACUUGAGGAGCUACAGGAGCACAUUGAGGAAGAGGCAGAGGAGUUGAGGGAGAAGGCCGCUGAGUUUGAAGAACAACUAAAAGAGGCUCAGGUGCGAAUCGCCGAAUUGGAGGACAAGGCAGCCUCUAGCGACGUGCUACGGGAAGCCCAGGAAACCAUCGAGGAUCUUCAGCACGAUGUGAGGCGUCUCGAGCAGCAGCUGGACGACAUGAAGGACAAGGCGGAGGAGGCCAUUUCACAGAAGGACAGGGCGGAGGCGGACCUGCAAGAGCUGCAGAAUGAGAUGGCGAACAAGUCGGUCAUUACCAAGGGCCUUUCGCGGCAGGUUGAGGAAAAGGUUGCCCGCCUACAAAGCGAACUGGAGACUGCUCGGCAAGAAUGCGUGACGGUAGCACAACAGCGCGAUGCGCAAUCCGCCCAGGUUGAGAACCUCAAGUCGACCCUUCGCCAAGUGCAGCAGGAGCGGCAGUCACUCGAGCAAACCCGCGCAUCCAUGGCAGCUAGGCUGGAACGAGGGCAGGCGCAACUCGAUCAGCUUUCCAGCGAAAAGCAACUUUUGCAGGAGCGUCACGAUGCCAUGGCAAAUGAGUCCGCCUCUUUGCGACGCGAAAUGUCCGGAUUGCAGACUGCAGUCUCAGCGCUCGAACUGAAUAUGGAACGCGAACGGCAGAAUGCGCUGAAUAUCGAACAGAACAUCCGGGCACAGUACAAAGACGAGAUGGACCGUCUAAACAACCAUGCCCUCAGUGUCGAACAGAAUCUUCGGGCUCAAUACGCCGAGGAGAUGAAGCGACUGAACAAUGAAAUCUCGGAUCUCCAGGCCGAGUGCCGCGAAAAGGAUAAUCUGUACGAUAACGACAGUGAGAAGUGGGAAGCUGAGCGUCGAAAACUCGAAGCGGAGUUGAACAGGGCCCAGGAGCGGGCUUCUGGCCUCCAAGUGUCACUUGAUCAGCUGCGGCAGACGGAAGGGAACCUGUCCAACAAGGAGGCAAGGCUACAGCACGCUCUUCAGCUGGAAAAUGAGCGGCACAAGAGAGAAGAGGCACUUCUGAGCCGGCAAAUCCAAGAACUGCAACAGAACCUUCAAUCUCGUCAAGCAAUGCUCGAGGACCUCCGAAAGGAAAUGCGCCAAGUGCAAGACCAACAUCGCCAGACCCAGCUGGAUUAUCAAGCGCAAACGGACAAGAUUGCGGCGUUGGAGGAUGAAGUAGAGGUUCUGCAAGCUGCUCUGGAUGAGGAGUCUGAGAGAGCUGGCCAGGACCUCGAAAAACUACAAGAAGAAUGCAUGGAUCUGAAACAGAAACUUGCCUCUGCCCAGGCCACAUCGAGUGCUGCCAGAGCUUCGAUGAAUACCUCGAAUUCCAAUGCUCCGACGUACAAUGAAAGUCAAGCGAGUCUAAGAAUCCAGCUGGCGGAUGCCAACGAGAAUCUAGCCCGCAUCAUGAAAGAGCAGAAAAUGCUACAAGAACGGUACAACAAUCUUGAUGCCGAGGCGCGUUCACUGAGGAUAAACCUAUCCCACGCCACGGCAGAGCGUGACGAAUUAGAGGCGGAGCUUCAACAGCAUAGGGACCAAGGUCCUGAUCAGGACACAUUCCAGCUUGACCAGGAGAAGCUUAAUUUGCGCUCUGCGAAGACAAGGCUGGAUAAUGAAAUCCGUAGGUUAAGAGAAGAAAAUCGGUCCCUGCUUGAGCGACAGCGCUCGAUGCAGAAAUCGCUCGAAGAAGAGAUUGAGAAGGCGUCUGCUGAAGAAGAGCGCCUCAACCAGGAAAUUCUUCAGCUCCAAGCCAAGGUUCGCGAUUCGUCAUCGUCUGCGCCGGGAGAGCUGGUGACAGCUCGUCGAACUAUUCGCGAACUCGAGCGCCGCAUUGCAGAAUUCGAGACACAGCAGGCCACUUCUUCUCUGUUCCCUAAUCUUGGCGGAGCUGAAGGCAAUCAUGAAAUCUCCCUCCUGCAACGCGACCUCACUGCUGCAAGGAAGAAGGAGAUUGAGCUUCUUCAACGCGAGGCCGCCCAAAAGGAGACGAUCAAGUUGCUCAAGCGACAAAUCGCUGAUCUGGAGCGCAGAGUCCAUGAAGCGACAAUCAGCAAACUUGCAGUGUCUCCUUUGUCCUCCCAUGGCGGCGACUCCGCCCAAAAGAAUGAGAUCUCGGAACUUCGGCAGCAAUUGACCACAGCACAUCAGUCUAUUUACGACUUGAAGACAGCUCUCCGCGAAGCCGAGCGCAAGGUCAGUACCUCAGCGGACGAACUUCAAAGACAAUAUGAAGACCUCGAAGAUGAGAAGAUGGAACUGGAGCAGCUUCUUGAUGAGGCGCAAAUUGCCGCUGAAGAGGCCCAACGGGCACAUGAACAGGCCCUCAAAAAGUACAAGCAGCGGAGCGAGAAGUACAAGAGUGAACGCGAUGGCCUCGUGGCGGCUUCCCUCGAGGACCAAAAGCGGCGGGCUAACAAGCUCGGCAAACACCACCCAGCUGAUCUCGACAAUAGCCUCUCAAGCGAUGUCUCCAUGUCUCUCGGCGAGCGUCGCGACCUGCACAACAUGCUGAAGGAGUCACAGCUCGCUGCUGAUAAGCUUGAUCGCGAGGUAAGGGAGUACCGUGAGGCACUAGAGGAGAUGAUGGCUAUAGAGGUUGCCUUGCGCAAAAAGCUCGAGCGGGCGAGAAGCGAGCGAGCUGCAUACAGGGCUAGCGCAGAGAAGCUACAUCGAGACGUCAAGACACUCACAUACGAAAAGGAAAGGGCUGUCAGGGAAGCUAAAGUGGUGGUCAACGAAGCUGUUAAGGAGAUCGCAAAGGCUAAGGGUCACGACCCAAAGGCACUGGUAUAUACCCCCAAGGCUAAAAUUGCUGAUGGGACGUUUGACACGGAUACGGAAGCCAUCAUCCGCGCGGCGGAGGCGGCGGAAAGGAGGCACGAGAAGGAGAUCAGGGGACUGGUUAUGCAAAUGGAGUGGAUGAAGGCAUGCUGGGAUCGCGAAGCAAGGUUGAGAAAGGAUGCAGCGUUUGCCAAGAGGUAUCUGACGUUGGAGGUCCAAAUCCGCGAUGCUUGCAACAAGGCAGAUCUAGCAAUCAUCAACCGGAUUCGCGCCGAACUAGGAGCCAACAACAACCCCUCUUCCCGCAAGGCCCUCGGUCAACUCUCUUCCAUCAAAAAGACCCAACAGCAACACGGCCUCCUCACACCCCCUGCGAGUUCGAAGAAACAGCAACCAAGGCCGCGCCCUGGAAAACUCCUCAAGAUGGCACUUACGGCCGUCCGAUUCGUUGUCCGGAUGCGAAUCGAGGCCAAGAAGUUUGCAGAAAAUGACAAAGUGCGCCAGCGCCUUGCCGAUUGUGUGGAGCAGAUGGAGCGCGAAGAUCGAAUCCGUCAAAUGCGCGAUCAGUGGAGGGCGAAGCGGGCCGGGCCCUUAGGCUCUUCGAGUGGUGGUGAAGGUGAUGGCAAGGGCGGCGGUCAUCAUGGCCAUGGCUAUGACCAUGACCAUGACAUUAUUGGGAAGGGAAAAGGGAAGCAGAAGAGUAGUGGUGGUAGCAGCAAAAGGGAUCUCCUAAUGAUGAGGGGGGCUGCUAUCUGAUCAUGGUCAUGACAACGUACUUACUCCAAUCACCGAAUCACUGGGUUUGAUGUUAGUCGAAGGAAAAAGAUGAGAGAAGAAACGUCAGAACCUACGGAAAGUCCAUGGAAUGGCCUUGGUAGAUAAAGAGGAGUUUGGGUAUGGGAGACAUCACGGCGUCAUGGUUAUGGAAUAGUAACAGCAAUGCAUGACAAGGACUUGUUUGAGUGACACACCACUAUGACUUAAUAUACGUAUAUCCUGUUGGCUGCUGUUUGUUAG
Messenger RNA from Neurospora crassa OR74A, 4986 nucleotides. RefSeq lists its product as hypothetical. The coding region runs from base 250 to 4725 and encodes 1491 amino acids. NCBI's taxonomy places the organism in Eukaryota, Fungi, Ascomycota, Sordariomycetes, Sordariales, Sordariaceae. The transcript is spliced from 3 exons. The record is from RefSeq and is a predicted model, not a curated record. Gene Ontology annotation, cellular component: microtubule organizing center.